This is a messenger RNA of Trematosphaeria pertusa, 1011 nucleotides long. RefSeq lists its product as uncharacterized. The transcript is spliced from 5 exons. Bases 1 to 1011 code for a protein of 336 amino acids. The record is from RefSeq and is a predicted model, not a curated record. Gene Ontology annotation, molecular function: metallopeptidase activity. NCBI's taxonomy places the organism in Eukaryota, Fungi, Ascomycota, Dothideomycetes, Pleosporales, Trematosphaeriaceae.
AUGGUUUUCUCCUCUUCGAGCUUGUGGGGUUGGUCAAAGCCUACAUCUAGAGACCCUGCUGAUUGUUUCCAACCUGAGCUGACCUAUCACUUGCGGAUGAUGGCUGACUUAUCUUCCAUAGGCAAAUGGGAAAAUGAAAUAAAGACAGAGGUUCGGCGAGCGCUCGAUAUCGCCGAUACUGCGUACCGCAUAAUGAGAGACAAUGCCAAUGAUGCUAAGGUCGAAAGAACGGCCAAAUGCCUCCUUGGGCAAAACGACUUCCAGAACAAAUUUGAUAAAGUCAAGGGAGGCUUUUCGAGAGAACCGUCCGCCCAUUCCGGCCCUCAGGAUGCUCAGUGGCUGAUGGAAAGGAGCAACGUUGAUGUGGAAAUUUAUUGUGACGGUUCGCGCAUCUCCAAAUCGAAAACCGCAAAAGGCAGGAUUAUCGGGAGAGAUCCCGCGCAAGGGAAUCGAGUAUACUCGGAAGAGGAAGUAAAAGACUACAAGAUCUGCGACGACUCUAAUAUACCCAAAAGCCUUAGAAUCAGGGCUUUUACUGUGUCGUCCGAUUUGAUAGAUGAGAAAGCACGAAAAGAAGCUAUACGUAGAGGAGAAACAAUCACCCUCAAUUCUUACACGACCGAGACGGCAUAUGCAAAUACCAUGCAAAUCUGCCGGAAGAGUAUAGAGUUCGCCGUCAAUGACGACUGGCCCAUCAUAGACCAGAGAAGGAUCAAGAAGAUGAUGAAGAAGAGGAAAAUAGCAGAGCUCAAGGAGAAGGGGACGACGCCCAUUGAUGAGAUAACAACGCUGGCAACCACGAUACUUCAUGAGUUGACACAUACCAAUCAAGCCGGGAAGUCGUUUGACGUCAAGACGGAAAAUAGCAAGGUGGCUUAUGGCUGGAAGCGUUGCGGUUCAGUGGGAAACCCAGAGAAUGCAGACACUAUCGCCUUCCUCGCAUUGGCACUCAAGGUCUGGAGCUUAGGCAACUUUUACGUCAAGGACGAUGGCGAGAUUGCCUCUCGGUGA